Hippocampus comes (tiger tail seahorse) is the source of this 4640-nucleotide messenger RNA. RefSeq names its product YEATS domain containing 2 (gene yeats2). Lineage: Eukaryota; Metazoa; Chordata; Actinopteri; Syngnathiformes; Syngnathidae. Bases 175 to 4335 code for a protein of 1386 amino acids. Gene Ontology annotation, biological process: regulation of DNA-templated transcription. The record is from RefSeq and is a predicted model, not a curated record. The transcript is spliced from 29 exons.
UUAGCUUUCUUGCCCACAUCGAGAUUUAGCAAUUCCCCCCCACACCCCCAAACACGAGUGUGAAAGAUGGAAAGUGUAACAGUUAAACGGCCCGCAGCCAUUGAAUAAGAAGGAAGGCGCCGCAAAGGAACCUUCCUCCACACUCCAAGGCUUUAGAGUGAUAAAAAGAAAAUCAUGUCGGGAAUUAAAAGGAAAAUAGAAGAUGGUGAUCCCGACUACGAGGACGUUGCACUAGUCCAAAAUAGUAAGCGAAACAAAGCUGCGGAGUUAAGUGCUCGAGAUGCUACAGUCCAGAAGAUAGAAGCCAUAAUCACUGAGCAGUUCUCCUUGGAGAUGAAGAACAAAGAGCAUGAAAUAGAUAUUAUUAGUCAGCGACUCAAUGAAGCCCGAAGGAUGAUGGACAAGUUGAGAGCGUGCAUAGUGGCCAAUUUCUAUGCCAAUGCUGGGAUGACAAAGCUCCAGGAGAGCUCAAAGAGUGACUCCGGAGCACUCAACCAUCCAGCCAUCCGCCGAUUCCUGGAGUUUCCCUCUCGUUCCUCUUCCCCUCUCAACCAGGGUUCCGAGACGCCUUCUCUGGCCCAGUCCGAGUCUGAAUCUCUCUCGCAGCAUGGAGACAGUACUGAAAAGGAUGCUGAGGGAGCAUGGAGAGAGGACAGCAGCAAGCAUGAACGGAGACCUGGUCGCAACACUGGAAAGGACACUUUUGGUGUGCCGACAAAGUUGGGAAAUGAGCAGAGGAUGACGUGCCACACCCUAAGCGAUGAGGCUUCCAGACUCUACGCAAAGAAGACAAUCGUCGUGGGAAAUGUUUCCAAAUACAUUCCUCCUGAUAAGCGGGAGGAGAACGACCAGUCGACUCAUAAGUGGAUGGUGUACGUCAGGGGCUCCAGGAAGGAGCCCAGCAUCGACCACUUUGUCAAGAAAGUCUGGUUCUUCUUGCACCCCAGCUAUAAACCCAAUGACCUGGUGGAAGUCAGUGAGCCUCCAUUUCAUUUAACCCGUCGUGGGUGGGGUGAGUUUCCUGUCAGGAUCCAGAUCCACUUCAAAGACCAUCGCAACAAACGUAUCGACAUCAUCCAUCAAUUGAAACUUGACCGAACUUACACUGGGCUGCAAACACUGGGGGCAGAGACGGUGGUGGAUGUGGAGCUCCAAAGGAAUUCUCUUGGUGAAGAAUUUCCAUUGCAGCCAUCUUCCUCCAAGGUGACCCACAGAGCGAACAGCCCAAUGACGGUCACCUCUCAGCCUUGCGGACAUUCCAGUCCGCCCAUCUCGUAUGAUUCCAGUUUGGACAAAGCUUCAGUCAAAGCAGAGACGGGCAGGUCAGCGGGGGGUCACCGCUCAAGCCUCACAGCGGGGGAACGCACACCGACACGACCUAAAGCCAGUGACAGGAUCACUCUGGGUUGCCACGGCAACUCGGCCUUCCAGCCCAUUACGGCAAGCUGCAAGAUUGUUCCCCAAGGACAACCGCCGAGCCCCGCUGAGUCACCUGGGAAGACGUUCCAACCGAUAACCAUGAGCUGCAAAAUAGUCUCAGGUUCUCCAAUCUCCACGCCAAGCCACUCACCGCUGCCUCGCACGCCCACCUCCUCCACUCCUGUCCACAGCAAACAGAGUUCGUCCUCGGUGCUCAACAACCCUUACGUUAUCGUGGACAAGCCGGGCCAAGUGACCGGUGUGGCGUCCUCGUCGGCCGCCUCCGCAGGAAGUCCCUCGGCCAAACAAUCUGCUGCUCAGGGAACCCGCUCUCCAGCUCCCAAAGUUCACACAGGCACGUUCCUCUCAUCUGGAAUGAAAGUUAUCAUUAAGCAAGAGCCAGGGGAAGUAUCAACACAGCAGCAGCAGCAGCAACAGCAGAUGGCUUCGACAGUAACUACCCAACAGCAACCAGCUGCCACAGCGUCACAUCAAUUUGUUUCAGUCAAAGGAGGACACAUGAUCUCCAUGUCAGCUCAGAAACAGACGGGAGGAGGUUCAGGGGCUGCAACAAACAAGAUGUUAGGUAUUCCAGUGAGUUCAACGCUGCAGUCUGCAGUGAAGCAGGUGGCCAUCAGCAGUGGGCAGAUUCUGGUUGCCAAGGGGAACCCCUCCGUCUCUAAGGUGGUGGGUGGGAAGCAGGUUUUGGCACAGGGGGUAGCAAAAGCCAUAGUCAGCGGAACGAGUGGCAUCUCCGGUCAACAGGUUACCGCCAAGGCAGGCGGGGGUUCAGGUGGCAAGACUGGAGUGAUGGCUACUCUUCAACUGCCUGCUAACAACCUGGCUAAUCUUGCCAAUUUGCCUCCGGGCACGAAGCUCUACCUUACCACCAACAGCAAGAACCCCUCAGGGAAGGGCAAGCUGCUUCUCAUCCCACAGGGAGCCAUCCUCCGAGCCUCCAAUGCAGGUCAGCAGUCUCAGAGCAGCUCGUCAGCGGGCGCAGGGGGCACGCAGACUUCUUCAACUUCCUCAUCCAGCAGUUUGCCUUCCAACCUGUCAUACACAUCAUACAUCCUGAAACAGACCCCUCAGGGCACAUUUCUAGUGGGCCAGUCAUCUCACGGGUCAGGGAAGCAGGGGAGUUCUGGUGCGGCGGCACAUGCUACGUCAUCUCCAUCGACCGCUCCUCAGCAGGCCAUCAGAGUCACAGCUGGACAGAAAGCUGCCAUUCUGGCUCAGAUGGUUGGCGGUUCCCAGAGCGCUCAAGUGAAGUUAUCGGACGGCUCUGUGAAGACGGUGACCACAGCAGGCCACUUGUCCAAGCCCGGGAUGACUACACUGAGAAUGACCGGCGGCGUCAUCACUGCCGCUAGCUCCACUCCCACCUCAGUCAGCACUGUGGCAGCUGGCAACCAGCAGCAGGCUUCUGAUGGUCCGAAGUCUGCCUCGCAGUACCACUCUCUCCUAAUGGCAGCCAAUCAAGCAGCGGUGAUCAACGCGGCUAAGAGCGCCAGUGCUGCAGCAGGCGGCGGUUUGUCCAAGACCGCCAUGGCCACCUUAGUCAAAGGUGCCGCAAACUCUGCCGCACUGGCCAAAAGUGCUCCUGGUUCAGCUGCUGCUCCGGUAAACGUCACCAAAGGCGUUGCCAGCAUGCCUGUUGUCAGCAUGGCAAAGGGCGCGGGUGCUGUGGUGCCGAAAAGCGGGAGCGCGUCACUGGUCACCGCCGCAUCACUGGUCAGUGGGAUGGCGACGGGAGGAGGAAAGACUACUUCAACCAUAUCAGGCAUGCUGAAAAUCCACUCUGGAGGUUCCAACUCACAGCAGACCGUCUUGACAAUCCCUGCUAACCAGUUCAAGCAGCUUGGGGUGGCCAGUGGGUCAGGACCAAUGCAGACUAUACUCAUGCCUCUUAGCAAAGUGAAGACGGAGCCGUGUGCUGGCACAGCAGUUACAGCCGGUCCGUCACCCCCGGGCCCCAUCCCCACAUCUGUCCACGUUCUGUCUGCAGCUACCACGGUCAAGCAGGAGCAAGGCGCAGAUCAUUCUACGCAUGACCUCAUCAACACGGAGCACAUAGAGACCAUGAUGCAGCUGCUGACAGCUGUGGUCAAGAAGUUCCCGCUCAUUGUGCCAGAUAAGUCUGAAGACUCGCAUCCGUUCUGUGCCUCUUCAACAGAACAGUAUUAUUCUUGGAAUAUUGGAAAACGGAGGGCAUCAGAGCUUCAGCGAGCGGUGGCCGUCAAGCGAACCAUCCAGAAUGUGUUGGAUCACGCACCUCGCCUCCAGGCUCUGACGCCCCCAAAGACCAGAGAGGUAGUUCAGUGGUGUCGGCAAAGGGGCUACACCCCGCCCGACCCUGAACCCCAGCACAAGAAUGACGACGAGUCCAUAGAGGACGUCCUCACGCAGAUUGACAGCGAGCCAGAGUGUCCCACCACGCUGAGCAGCAGUGACGAACUGGUGCUGCGGUUGGAGCAGAUGCAAGCCCUCCUGAAGACCGAACCGGAGGAGGCCGACGACGAGAUCAUAGACAUCGUCACUGUGACACCGCCGCCAAAACUCAAGGUCAAGGAGGAGGAGCCGGAGGCCGACACGGAGCCCAAGUUCUUCUUGGGGCCUUGCAUGGCGGCCCAGUUUGUCGAUGAAGCAGCUCAGCAGAUUGGGAUCACCUUCCAGCCAGUGGAGGUGGAGAAGAACCUCUUUGCUCCGGUGAUCGAAGACAUGAUUGUGAAGGCAACACAGCAGUUGGCCAGUGACAUCCUGAGAGAAGCUCUGGCUGGUGCCUUCGCCAAAUCCCCUCACAACAGGGCUCCAAGAGAAAUCACAGCCAUGAACAUCCACCAAGCCAUCUGUAGCAUCCCAACCUGUGACUUCCUCACCAAUGCGCACAUGGGCUACCUGGCCAAGGACAACUGAGGCCGGACACAAACCGGGACCUCGCCAAGAUGACAUGUACUGAACACUAACAACGAAGAGGUAGUCUGCCGAAUCCCACAUUCCCGCCACAAAGGUCCUCUCCCUUAAUGAUCUCAUUGACUUGAUCACUGAAGGGCUUACCACCUCGCUGCUCCUCGACGCCACAGCAGUGCUCCCGGUGGAGUCAAGUGGCUCUUUUUGUUUUCCACGGAUAGUUGCACUCUCACUUACCUCAUCACCAGAUUAUUUUUGUAGAAUGAAAUGAAUGAAUUUCCUGUCACAAAGCCUGCUCACGGAAACGAAGC